UUGGUGUUCUGUGCACAGCUAGCCUGUGCUCACGGGGCCUUCGAUUCAACUGCAUGAACGUCCGAAAUGUUGGGAUGCUAGUGGAACCGCGAAGUGGGUGAACCCCCAGUAAUCAGCCUGCGCAGCUGGAAAAGAGAUACCUGACUUAAGCCCUAGUCUCAGGAAGGACAUCUCUCCUCUGCCUGCAGGCUUCAGACCGUUAUGUGGACAAGAGGAUCUUAAGGAAGAAAUGGUAAUUCUCCAGUUGUUUCCUGAGGUGUCCAGUUGUGCCCCAUGGAGAUCCAAUUCAGUUGUGACUCUCAAGAGCAUCAUCACCUUCUAUCAGGUCCUACAUUGUAACUGAAGACCAGGCUCCAUGACUGCUCUAACAAAGUCUCUUCAGUCUUGAGGGAUAAUUCUAUUACAAGCUGACCACAAGUUUAACAUCUGCUUUCAUAAAAGAUGGUGAGACUAAGAUCAAGAUUGGAGAGCCAGCUUCAGAGGAGGAGAUGACAGGAAACAUCGAAACACUGACUGAAGAAUCUGGCAGCCUCCAGGAGGAUGCUCUCCAGAAUUCCAAAGGCAAAGAAUUCUGGGAAUUGGGGGAUGAAUUGAAUGACCAGAACCUCUUAAAAAGAAGACAGUAUAACUGUAAUGAAUGUGGCCAAAGCUUUGCUUGGAAUACAGGUCUUGUUAGGCACCAGAGAAUUCACUGGGAGAAAGCUUAUGAAUGUGAUGAGUGUGGGAAGGCCUUUCGUAUAAGCUCAGCCCUGGUUCUGCAUCAGAGGAUUCAUACUGGAGAGAAACCCUACCCUUGCAAUUGGUGUAUUAAAAGUUUUAGUAGGAGCUCAGACCUUAUUAAACAUCAAAGAAUCCACACUGGUGAAAAACCUUACAAAUGUGAUAAAUGUGGGAAAGCCUUCAGUCAGAGCUCAGAUCUUAUUAUACAUCAGAGAAUCCACACAGGAGAAAAACCCUAUCAAUGCAGUCAUUGUACUAAAAGUUUUAGCCAGCGCUCAGACAUGGUUAAACAUCAGAGAAUCCACACUGGGGAGAAGCCCUAUAUGUGUAACCAGUGUAACAAACAUUUCAGUCAGAGUUCUGAUCUUAUAAAACAUCAAAGAAUCCACACUGGGGAGAAACCAUAUAAGUGUGAUGUUUGUGGGAAAGCCUUCAGUCAGAGCUCCGAUCUUAUUCUACACAAGAGAAUCCAUACUGGGGAGAAGCCAUAUUCAUGUGGUCAGUGUAGCAAAAGUUUUAGUCAGAAUUCAGACCUUAUUAAACACAGAAGGAUUCACACUGGAGAGAAACCAUAUAAAUGCAAUGACUGUGGAAAGGCUUUUAAUCAGAGCUCAGUUCUUAUUCUGCAUCAAAGAAUUCAUACUGGAGAGAAACCCUAUCUAUGUAAUCAGUGUAUCAGAACCUUCAGUAGGCUUUCAGAUCUUAUUAAUCAUCAACGAAUUCACACUGGAGAGAAGCCUUACCCAUGCAGUCAGUGUAGUAGAAUGUUUAGUAGAAGGUCAGAUCUUGUUAAACAUUAUAGAACCCAUACUGGGGAGAAGCCCUAUGAAUGUGACGAAUGUGGUAAAACUUUUAGCCAGAGUUCCAACCUUAUUCUCCACCAGAGAAUCCACACUGGAGAAAAACCAUAUCCUUGCAGUGGUUGUUCUAAAAGUUUUAGUCGCCGUCCAGAUCUCAUAAAGCAUCAAAGGAUACAUACUGGAGAAAAACCAUAUACAUGUAAUCUGUGCAAUAAAAGUUUUAGUCAAAGUUCAGAUCUCACUAAACAUCAGAGAAUACAUUCUGGUGACAAGCCCUACCACUGUGACAGCUGUGACAAAGCCUUCAGUCAGAGUUCUGACCUUAUCCUUCACCACAGAAUCCACACGGGAGAAAAACCAUAUGCAUGUACACAGUGCACUAGAAGUUUCAGUCAGAAUUCAGACCUUACUAAACACCAGAGAAUCCACACUGGAGAGAAGCCAUAUAAAUGUAAUGUGUGUGGGAAGGCUUUCAGUCAGUGCUCAGCUCUAACCCUUCAUCAGAGAAUCCAUACUGGAGAGAAGCCAUACCCAUGUGUUCAAUGUGGCAAAAGCUUUAGUAGGCGCUCUGAUCUCGUUAACCAUCAAAGAAUCCACACUGGUGAAAACCUACAAAUAUGAUGCUCGUGGGAAACCCUUCAGCACCGUGACCAUUGUUACUGAACAUCCGAGGAUGCAGAUAGAAGAGAAGCUCUACCCUCAUGGUCAGGGUAGCAGAUGUUUUAACAAAUCUGAUAUUGGUAUUUUGAGAAAAUCCACCCUAGCCAGGUGGUGAUAGUGCAUGCCUUUAAUCUCAGCACCUGAGAGGCAAAGUCAGGAGGAUUUCUUAUUUCGAGGCUAGCCAGAUCUACAGAGCAAGCUCCAGGACAGCAAGGGCUACACAGAGAAACCCUGCCUGGGAGGGACAAAGAGAAAUAGGAAGGAAGGAAAAUAAAGGGAGAAAGAAAGAAAAAGGAAAGAUCCAUUCUGAGGAGGAAGACUGCAUAAAGGUGAUAAAUGUGGGAAAACCUGGAGUGCACAAAUUCUGGUACCAUACUAGAACAAAAAUCUUACCAUUGCUAUAAUGACCAUGAAAAAGGUUUUAAUCGAUGUCCAACCCAUGCUCCACUUAAAAAGUACUGGAAAAAUGAAUUUUAUAAGAAUUUAACUUUGAGCUCAGAAUUACUGAUAUUAAGAAAAUUCUAAGGGGCUCUGGGAAUUGUGUGAAAACCUUCAUUGUUCAUAAUUUUAAAAAAUGAAUCAGUAGACAAAAAAAUAGAAACUCUUACCUUUGCUAUAACCUAAGAGAAAUCUUUUAUUGAGUCAAUUCACAGAGAUAUCAUUAUAAAAAAUAUAAGGCAUUAAUGCAGAACUUACCAUUUUUUUAAAAAAUCAAUGUGGAAAGUCUCAAUCAAAAUUCUGAGGGAAAUAUAUUCAUAUCUCUCCUAGAAGCCCAAAUUUUUACUCAGUCUCAAUUACCAACUGCAUAUCAGAAGUUAUUUCAGAGAACGUAGGGAAACCUUAAAUCUUGUAAUUAAAAUGGUAUUAAUACUGACAUCACACAUAUCCUCUGAAAGAUGGAGAGUUGUGUCCUGUGCUCACCCUGAGUGUCUAUAAAUUCCCUGUGUAACCCCAUGUCCCUUUGUUGCAGUAAUUUGUUGUUGGUGGUCUAGUUUGGGUUUUCCUAGUGAGCAGGAGUCCCUGUGGUGGGCACAGCCAUACUAGUUUAACUUUCUGUUAUGAGGUCUGAAAUCACUUCACAGCCUCUGAACACAUGAAAAAAAUUAUUUUAAUGAAUCAUGUGACUAUUUUACCAUCAACUGAACAAAAAUGGAACUGUGGUAUUGUGGUACUGUAAAUACAGUAGUUCCAUGGUAUCCAUGGGGGAUAUGUCCCAAGGCAUAGAACUUCAUCAAUCAGCUGAUAGUCUUGCUAAAUUCAGAUAGACUACAGAUAGGCAAAGUGCAUCACCUUUUGUAUUAGUAAUAGAGGUUCUCAGUUCCUAAUUAACAGCUCCAACUUUGAGUGCCAGUGACUCGGAUCCUAGUGUUAGUGUCUUCGCUGCUCUUCUCACAGCCAGAACUACCAGAUACCAGCAGUUCGUGCAAUUUUUCUAACAGAUGGAGCUAGACGUUCCCAGCACUGGUUACCAGCCAUUCUCGGUGGUAACAGUUCUAAGGAAACCAGCCAGCCUGCUCCACCCCAGAAUCAUAAAUGUGCAAAACCAUCCAGCAGAGAUGCCAUCAGUACUUACGCUGCAGCAAUGCAUGGCUGGUGGCAGGAUGAGAGGAGCGGCAGAUUGUGUAGGCAAAAGGAAUGGACUCCCAUAUGUUCGGGGUGUCCCAUUGAGCAGCUGCAGGCUUUGUGCAAUUGUGGUUUGUGAGCAGGGGAAGGGCCCUUCGUGGGUAUGGCGACAACUGAACCAGCUACAGAGUGGCGGCAGCAUCGGCUACAAACAUGCUGUACAGCCAGAGCAGAAGUCUCUCGCUGUGGUGGCUGUGCAUUUCGGAAGACACGGGCCCUCCGUGUCACGUGGUCAGCACUGCAUCCCUAACGCCAUUCCGUUGCUUUAGUGCUUACUGCACACAUGGCUAUUACUUGCAUUUUGAAAUGUCAGAAUAAUAAUAAAUUUUCCCUUCACAAUUUCACGAAGAUUUAUUCUUACUGUAGACUGUAACAUCCUCCGAUUUUUCUCUUCCCUUAAAUGAAAACUUUCCACUCUUUCUGGUACAGGUAAUAAUAAUACUGUCUUCUCUUCAACCUGUCUUAAUUGCCAGCAUGAGUACUCUUCAUCUUGGGGCCAUUGUUCAGGAAAGUAAGGAUUAUUUGAACAUAAGCAAUGAGAGUAUGGAGACUGAAGGCCCGGACAGCCACCAAGUGACUAAUGGGGAAGAUAAUACAGGCAACGAUUCACGUCCUGGAGGAUGUGCAGAAGGUUCAAGGUUCAUGUGGCUCGUAAAUUGAAGUAUUUCUAGAAUUUCCCAUUUAUAUUUUAAGAACAAGCUUAACUAAGUAAUUAAAACUUCAGAAAGCCACACCAUGCAAGCAACUAUAAUUGACUGUCAUCUCUGACAUGUAAUUUCUAAAACCCUUUGACUUCCCUAAGUUAAAAAAAAAAAACCAAUUAAGACAGAGCCUGAAGAGAUGGCUCAGAAGUUAAGAACACUGGCUGCUCUUGCAGAGGAUGUGGGUUCAAAUUUCAGCACCCACAUGGCAGCUCAUGGCUCUCUGUAACUCCAGUUCCAGGGGAUUCAAUACCUUCUUCUUACCUCUAAAGGCACUGGGCACACAUGGCAUACAGGCAGACAAAGCAACUUAUACAGGCUUUUAAAAAUGUUUUUAAAGAACAAUUUUGUCUUGUUACAACAGACCCUCUUUAGCUCCACAAAAAUUUGUCAAUGAAGUAAUUUUGGGAAGACCUUAGAACCAUUGGAGCUGGUUGCCAGGGGAGCCAAUCGAUAGAGAACAAAAACUCGGUCCCAAUCCCCCCCAACUUGACCUCUGAGAAUAAAGUUCAAUUACCAGUGGCCAAUGAUUUGCUAAUAUAUAUGUAAGGAACCUUUAGAAAAGCCUGAAGGACAGGAUUUAGGGCAUCCAGGUUGUUGAAACUAAAGGUGGCACUCCUGAGAUGAAAGAUCUGCUCCUUCUAAAACACCUUGUCACAUGCAGCUCUUCUGACAUCUUGGGUUGUGCUCUUAUUUUAAUAACCACUAAUCUAGUAAAUAAACUGUUACCCUCAGUUUGGUAAAAUCAUUGCAGCAAAUGAUCAAACCCAUGGAUGGGUUUGUAGAAACUUCUGACAUAUAUUCAGCCCAAAGCACCAGUGAAGAAAACAGAUAUGCAAUCUUUGGCUAAAGUUGGAGGGAGCAGUCUUGGGGGACUGAGACUUCACCUGAGGACUCUGUGAUAAUUCUACCACAAGCUGUCCUCUGACCUCCACCAUGGCAUACUUGCGCGCGCGCAUACACACACACACACACACACCCCACCUCACUCCUCCAUCUUUCCCACACUUCUUCAUUCAUCCUAGUGGCAUCAGGAGCUGUGGUGUACCCUUUUGUCCAAUCAGCGCCACCCACAAAAUGUUCAUUGCAAUGAGUCAUUGUUCUGGUUCAAGGCCCCUGGCACACCAUCGCCAAAAGGCCCCUCACCAAAAUUCCUCUUGGAUAUCCUGCUGUUGCCCGAGUCAUGGAAAUCCUGCAGUUAUCAUUCCUCAGGACCAGUCCCUUCACACACCCCAGCAAAUCAUAGACGGGGUAGGCCAACCCCAGACCCCGCAUAUGGGUCUGGGUGGUAGCUGAGCUGGUCAGUCUGGGCCACUUGGACUGCCCUCCUUAGGCAAGGGGCAGAGCCAGUUCUCCUAGGCCCAUGCCAUCAUAACCUUGGACUUUUAUAUGCUGGGCAUGCACCUUGCCAUUGAGCUAUACUCCCACCAAGGUAUUUUUAACUUCAUAUUUUAUUUAUUCAUUGAUGUGUCUUAGGGGUUCUAUUGCUGUGAUAAGACAUGGCCAAAAGCAACUUGAGGAGGAAGGGGUUUAUUUCACCUUACAACUCUUAUGCCACACGCCAUCACUGAGGAAAAUCAGGGUAGAAACAAACAAAAGCCAUCUCAGAACACUAAUUCCUGGCUUGCUGCACCUGCUUUUUUACAGCACCCGGGACCACCUGUCCAGGCGUGGCACUGCCCACUUUGUGCUAGGCCCACCCAGAUCAGUCAUUAACCAAAAAUAUGCCCAACAGACUUGCCGACAGGCAACCCAGAUGGAGGCAUUUUCUCACGUGAAGUUCUGCUUUCCAAGAUAACGCUAGCAUGGGUCAAGUUGGCAAAAACAAGUAGAGCAGGUGGUAGAUGGUAAACUUCUUUAAUGUAUGCCAAACAUAGUUUGUUACAUGGUCUUAGCACAUAGCCUAGGUCAGCCUUCAACUUCGGAUCCUCCUGAAUCUGCUUCCCGAGUGAUGGGAUGUGCCACCACACCAGGCUCUCUAGUGUCUUGUGGGCUGCUAACUAUCUUAAUUGUUCUGGAACUUGUUUAUUUUUAUCCAAGUCUUCGCUCUUAAGUUUUGUUCAAGGCACAUUUAAUUUAGGGUUCUUUUCUGGACUUAAGACUUCCUGGUACUUUAACCCCAAACUUCUUCAACAUCACUACAAGCCAUUUGGGGCUAAUACAGUUAAGCAUUGUACAGUUUAGCUACCUCUCUGGCCUUUACCCAGUAGAUGCCAGUAGUGGACAUAUUCCCUGGUGGUGGGAGUUCAGCUCCAACCUGUCAAAGGGUUCUUGAGGGGAGGAGAGAGGAAUAAGGAAGUAUUAGAUAGAAAUAUAGGCAGAAAUGACAAGAAAGGCAGAGACACAGGAUAGCUUC
Messenger RNA from Peromyscus maniculatus bairdii (prairie deer mouse), 6860 nucleotides. NCBI's taxonomy places the organism in Eukaryota, Metazoa, Chordata, Mammalia, Rodentia, Cricetidae. The record is from RefSeq and is a predicted model, not a curated record.